Molecule: messenger RNA, 1756 nt
Organism: Pristis pectinata (smalltooth sawfish)
Lineage: Eukaryota; Metazoa; Chordata; Chondrichthyes; Rhinopristiformes; Pristidae
Product: dynein light chain Tctex-type protein 2B
Exons: 1
Coding region: 24-629 (201 amino acids)
Biological process (GO): microtubule-based movement
Cellular component (GO): cytoplasmic dynein complex; cytoplasm
Molecular function (GO): dynein intermediate chain binding
Source: RefSeq, a predicted model, not a curated record
UCCGUAUCACCGCGGCGGCCGCAAUGGGAAGCCGCAGCUUCAGCGAGCCCGAAAGACUGAAGAACUGCAAGAGUUUCCAGGGAGCCUGUCUGCCGAAGAUCCGGAGCGCUCAGAUCUCCAAGGGAUGGGGUUCGGCUCCUGCAGGCGGCGAGAUCCAACGGCAGCAAACCAGACUCCCGGUCAGAAAGGAGAAGGAGAAAAGGCGAGAGAAGGACCGCAGGAUGGUGCAGAGCCAGUUCUCGAAGCCCGGCACCGGCAGUACCAGGCUGGACAGACCCACUGAGAACAUCUAUGAGCCCCGGCCGGCCAGGACCUUCUCAGCGGGGGAAGCCCGGGCUGCCAUUCGCACGGUGCUGGAGAGCAGGCUGAACGGUGCCAAGUACGAGCCCCGGAGCUCGGCACUGGCAGCCGUGGAACUGGCCGAGUGUGUGAAGAAGGCGGUGAAAGCCUUGGGUUACGAGAGGUACAAGAUCGUGUGCUACCUGGUGCUGGGGGCGACCAGAGCCUCCGGUCUCUCGUGUUCCAGCAGAGCCGUCUGGAGUCCAACCGUCGACACGUAUGCAGAAUUUUGCUUCCAAAACGAUUCACUCUUCGCUCUCUGCCUGGUGUUUGCUUUGUACCACGAAUAAUAUUCCACAAACUCUGAUCGAUCUAUGAACUCUGUUGAAAAGUUAGAGGAAAGUUUUACCAUCCGAAAACUGGGGGCAAAAAGGGGUUACAGUUCCAACCGGAGAUUUUCUCAGACCUGCGGCGUUUGAUGGACUCAUUUAUUCGACUUUCCUAUGGCCGCCUAUAAGCACAUAAAGCCAUCAGCAGGAGACUGGCUAUUGAAUAGACACAGAGGGAUUGCCUUAGAAAGAGCGAAGCUGUCUGCAACCAGGGUGUUAUCAAAGUCAAGUUUAUUAUCAUAUGCACAGGUGCAAUGAAAAACUUACUUGCAGCAGUAUCACAGACACAUAGCAUCUUAGCAGCAUUCACAAGAAAAACAUAAAUUAAACAAAUUGUAUACAAUUCUUACAAGAAAAAUAACACAAUUAGAACAAAAGAAAAACAAAGUUCAUUUUAGUGCAAAGUGAUCAGAGUGGUCAUAGUGUUGCUAAACGGUAGUGGUGAUUAGGGUUUUGCCGGUUGGUUCAAGAACCCAAUGGUUGAAGGGCAGUUGCUGUUCUUGAGCCUGGUGCUGUGGGACUUCAGGCUUCUGUACCUUCUGCCCGAUGAUAGCUGUGAGAAGAUGGCAUGGCCUGGAUGGUGGGGACCUUUGAUGAUGGAUGUCGCCUUUUUGAGGCAGCGCCUCCUGUAGAUACUGCGGAUAGUGGGGAGGGAUGUGCCUCUGAUGUAUUGGGCAGACUCCACUAUUCUCUGCAGCUUCUUGCAUUCCUGCACAUUUGAAUUGCUGUACCAGACCAUGAUGCAACCAGUCGGGAUACUUUCAACAGUACUAUGUAGAAGUUCAGCUGGGACCCAAAAAGAAACCACCGUUGCGUUUGACGUUUAUUAUUUCUGCAAUUUAAAUGUUCAUCUUUCGCAUUUAAGAGUUUAAUUCAUCUCAAUAUUUCAGUCUCUCAUAAAUUCAAGAUUUCUGCACACAAAAAAAACAAAAUGUUCAGUAAACAAGUCCACUUUUGAAUACCAGCACGAUACAUGUAUUUUUAAAUGUCCACGUGAAUCGCGUGAGUACAUGCUUCCUUGAAGAAAACUUGCAAAGGCCGUCGCUAUUUGAUUUGCUAUUUACAUUUUCCUCUUCAGAUCUGCCCAA